Molecule: messenger RNA, 712 nt
Organism: Salvia splendens (bonfire salvia)
Lineage: Eukaryota; Viridiplantae; Streptophyta; Magnoliopsida; Lamiales; Lamiaceae
Product: protein RESPONSE TO LOW SULFUR 3
Exons: 1
Coding region: 110-442 (110 amino acids)
Biological process (GO): cellular oxidant detoxification
Source: RefSeq, a predicted model, not a curated record
ACCAAACACAUCACACUUCGCCAAAUUAAAUCGAUCGCUAAUUACUUCAGCAAUUUAACAUUGCAUUUUGCUUUUGCCUUUUUCCCCCAAAUUUCCCAACCCAACCCAAAUGGCUCCAACAAUCGCCGUGCCGAUCUCCGGCCAACGCCGAGACGCGGCGGAGGCGCUGCGGCGGAGGAACGAGGAGCUGGAGAAGGAGCUCCGGAGCAGCCUGGAGAGGGAGGAGAGGAUGAAGGAGGAGCUGCGGAUGACGUGGCAGCGCGUGCGGUUGGCGGAGGAGGCGGAGGAGCGUCUCUGCAGCGAGCUCGGCGAGCUGGAGGCGGAGGCCGUCGAUCACGUCAGGGAAUCUAGGGCUCAGAUUACGCUUCUGAUGGAGAAGCUCUCCGUUGCUCACAAGCUUCUUCAAGGUGCUUCAAUCGAUGCUUUCUCUCUCACUCAAUAAUCUCUCUCUCAUUCGAUAAUCUCUCUCUAUCUCUAUAGAUCUGUGUGUGUGAUGUAGAUUUGUAGUAUUUUGUAGUUUCGUUUGGAUUUGAAAUCCUUGGGAUUUUCAUUUUUUAGGAGUUUCCUUGGGAUGAAUUGUCGUAACAGAGAUGGAGAUUUUUAUGUAAUUGUAGUGUUAUUGAUUUUGUAAUGGUGAUGUUUAAUCAUGCAUUUGUAUAUUAUUCAUCUUUUCUUCAUAGAAAAAUAUAUUAUGAGUAUUUUGUAUUUUAAA